Molecule: messenger RNA, 2396 nt
Organism: Rosa rugosa (rugosa rose)
Lineage: Eukaryota; Viridiplantae; Streptophyta; Magnoliopsida; Rosales; Rosaceae
Product: prunin 1 Pru du 6.0101-like
Exons: 4
Coding region: 570-2267 (565 amino acids)
Molecular function (GO): nutrient reservoir activity
Source: RefSeq, a predicted model, not a curated record
AGGAGUCAUAGGACAAGUAGAUAGGUUUAGGUAAGGUAAUAUCUCUGAUAGGUCAUAAUAUAAUAAUUGCCAGAAAAUUAAUGAGCUACUUUAGAUUCCCAGAAUAAUGAGGUACUUUAGGUUCAGUUAGGUAACGGAACCCUUACACAAGAGUGCGCUGGAGUCCAAAUAAUUCUUAAAAAUGUUCAUCAAGUACUUGUGAAUUAUAAAUUAAGGGAAGGAAUAUAGAUAUUGCUAUAUGGAAGAUUAUAAUAAGGUUCUUAAUUAUGUUUCACCUCCGUAGAUUAUAGAUUGUUCAGGUUGCUGGUACUUAGGUAAUUUUACUUCACGAACAUGAAACAGUAGAUCUGAUUCAUUAAGUUAACUUUUCGGACUUUUCCUGCAUUGCACCAGGUUCAAGGCAGUAAAAUUUGCUUCAUCACCUGCAAACAAUCAUCGCCACCCCCACCUGGUUGCCACCUUGUUCUGGACUCUUUACACCUCCUCUGAAGCAAAGAGCCACCUACCCUGGAAGAGAAAUGAGGUGUAAGAAUGUGAAAUACUAAUAACCAUGCAAAGAGAAGAAUGGCAUGAGAUUCCUUACACAUCAUUCGUACUUCUCUCUCCCUUACAUCCUCUACUCUCCUAUAAAUACCAACAGUCUACUCGCCGCUUCACCACAACCCACAACUAGCUAUCUGCCACUGAUCAUCACUAUGGCCAAGCAUUUAGCUCUCGCUUUCUCUCUUUGCUCUCUUAUUCUCUUCCACGGCUGCUUAGCCAGUCGCCAACAAUCUCAGUUCAGCCAGCAAAAUGAGUGCCAGCUGAACCAGAUCCAAGCCCGCGAGCCCGACAACCGCAUUGAGUGCGAAGCAGGUCGGAUCGAGUCCUGGGACUACAACCAGGAUGACUUCCAGUGCGCUGGUGUCGCCGUUCAGAGAAUCACCAUUGAGAGCAACGGCCUUCACUUGCCAUCUUACACUAACACUCCACGACUAGUUUACGUCGUCCAAGGUAGGGGUCAUGUAGGAAUGGUGCUCCCUGGCUGUCCCGAGACUUUUGAAGAAUCCGAGCAAUCUGAUGAGGAACAACAGGGCCAGCAACAACAAGGGCAAGGCCAACGAGGCCGCCAGCAGCAGGGACGCCGACAGGGACAAUUCGGCCAGCAAGGCCAACAGGGACAACAAGAGAGCUUUGAGCAGCUAGACCGUCACCAGAGGGUCCGAAUCGUCAAGGAAGGUGAUGUCAUUGCCGUCCCCGCCGGAGUCACCUGCUGGACUCACAACCACGGUAACCAACCUCUUGUUUUCGUCAGUCUUUUUGAUAUGAGCAACGAGCUCAACCAGCUUGACCAGAACCCAAGGAAAUUUUAUCUUGCUGGUAAUCCACAAGAUGAGUUCAACCAACAAGGCCAAAGCCAAUGGGGACAACAAGGACAACAAGGCCGUGGACAACAAGGAAGGACCAGGCGCCAACAGCAGGGAAACAACAACAACAACAUCUUUGCCGGCUUCGACACACAGCUCCUCGCCGACGCUCUCAACAUCGACCAACAGACCGCCCAGCGGCUCCAGGGACAGAACGACAACAGGCCACAGAUUGUUAGGGUUCAGGGACGUUUCGACUUUGUCGAGCCACCACGGUCACAGAGGGAGGAAAGACAAAUGCAAGGACAACAAAUGCAGGGACAACAAGGACAGUAUGAACAGAAUGGCAUGGAGGAGCUCUUCUGCCACAUGCAGAUGAAACAGAACAUCGGCAAACCUAAAAUGGCCGACGUCUACAGCCCGCAAGCCGGUCGCAUCAGCACCCUCAAUAGCUUCAGCAUGCCUAUUCUCAGGCGCCUCCGCCUGAGUGCCGAGAGAGGCUUCUUCUACAACAACGCUAUCUACAGCCCACACUGGAACUUGAACGCCCAUGAAGUCUACUACGUCAUCAGGGGCAGCGCUAGGGUUCAGGUGGUGAACGACAAUGGCGAGACCAUCUUGGACGACCAGGUCCGCCAGGGACAGGUCUUCAUCGUGCCACAGAACCACGCCGUGUUGCAAAAGGCCAUGAGCAACGGAUACGAGUACAUUGCCUUCAAGACCGAUGACAAUGCCAUGAUGAACACCAUGGCUGGCAGGACCUCCGUCCUGCGGGCACUCCCUGACGUGGUCCUCGCCAACGCCUACAAGAUGGACCGUGAGCAGGCAAGGAACCUCAAGUACAACAGGCAGGAGACCGUUGCUUUGAGUUCCUCAAGGUCUUCUCGGUCCCAGAGGAGCUGGUGGGCUCUUGAUGCUUAAAUGAAUAUGAUGAUCGAAAUGUAAAAUAUGAUGCGGCAUGUAGUGUUUUGGCACUAAGCUAGCUUAAGGGGUAGAGAAUGAAUAAAGGUAGCCUUGUAUGGUUCUCUUGUAGUACGAGAGGUCUAACGC